AUGCAAUACUUGGAGGCGCCUUUACAUACUAUUUACCUCAAGUCAGACUUGGUUACGGGCUUUGUGACUGUGGGGGUUUGCCCGUGUUUCCCAAUUGAGGGAGUGUCCUUCAUUUUGGGGAAUGACUUGGCUGGGGGUAAGGUGCUGGUAAAGCCGGGAGGUGGGGAUCCUGGAAAAGAAGGAAAGGAGCCAGUGGCUUAUGGUCACGCAGGAGAAAACACUGACGCCAACCCUUUUGCCGAGUACAUGUGGAUGGAGAACGAGGAGGAGUAUAACGGACAGGUGGAGGAGCUGCUGGAGCGGGAGUUCUUGGAGCGCUGCUUCCAGGAAAUGCUGGAGGAGGAAGACCAGGACUGGUUCAUCCCUUCACGUGAUCUCAACAAACCAGGGGGUGGGCAGCAGCUCAACGGCCUGUCGGCCAACGAUCACCACAGCAACCUGGAGGAGGUGGCAAGGAAGAGCAUCUUGAAUCCUGAAGCAAAGGAGUUCAUCCCGGCAGGGAUAAUGUUGUGGCCAAUGUGUUGUUGCGCAUGUGCUCUGCAUCAGGUGAUUAUCUGGCUCCGCCUGUAUUAA
This is a messenger RNA of Cololabis saira (Pacific saury), 573 nucleotides long. Its product is annotated as polyadenylate-binding protein-interacting protein 2B-like. NCBI's taxonomy places the organism in Eukaryota, Metazoa, Chordata, Actinopteri, Beloniformes, Belonidae. The record is from RefSeq and is a predicted model, not a curated record. Gene Ontology annotation, biological process: negative regulation of translational initiation. Bases 1 to 573 code for a protein of 190 amino acids. Gene Ontology annotation, molecular function: mRNA regulatory element binding translation repressor activity. Gene Ontology annotation, cellular component: cytoplasm. The transcript is spliced from 2 exons.